AUGGUGGUCGAGGGAUAUAUCCUCGGCGCGUAUCUCUUUUGUGUUUUAUGCUUCCUGCUUCUCACCUCGGGAGCCACCAACCUGGGCCUUGAGGCUUUCAUUCUAGUUCAAGAUCAAAUCUUUCACUCGUAUCAGGAGGUGGAUGUGAAGGGGCAGCACUAUCAAGAUGACGAGAUAAAAUGGAUUUCAUGGGAAAAGAGUCCGGAGCCAUUCAGAGGCAGAGCGGCAGCCCGGCCGGAAGACGAGCAACAGGGGCUCGACCUUCGACACAUGAAUAGACCCGGCGAGCCGAGUUCUAGUGCCCCCCGUCUCCCAUCCCUGCCGGCGCCGGAACCGGGACCCGGGAACGGUGUGGGUCAUUCUGCCAUCGGACCCGCCGGCCCCUCCGCGCACGUGGAAGCCUUCGAGAAGACCUGGCUUUCGCGGGGUGCGGUCCAGUCUUUCCGGAUGCGGUACAAGGCGGAGGAGAAGGGGGGGCCCAAGUAUGGCUCCGGCGGUAUCCGCGAGCCGGAUCCGGCGCCGUGGGGUUCUUUGUACUUCCUUUGUCGUGUUGGGGGCCACGGGGGGGGCUUUUGGGAUGGUAGUACCGUAGGUGGUGUAGAGCAGGGCCAGCUGAGUCCUAGGAGCUUCGAGGGAGUGGCUUCCAAAGGGUGCUAUGCUAUACGCCACGCGGGCGAGUGGAAUGGGACUUUGUUUCCCUCAGAUCUUUGA
This is a messenger RNA of Colletotrichum lupini, 711 nucleotides long. RefSeq lists its product as uncharacterized. The coding region runs from base 1 to 711 and encodes 236 amino acids. The transcript has 8 exons. The record is from RefSeq and is a predicted model, not a curated record. Lineage: Eukaryota; Fungi; Ascomycota; Sordariomycetes; Glomerellales; Glomerellaceae.